Trichobilharzia szidati is the source of this 339-nucleotide messenger RNA. The record is from the annotation of a GenBank genome assembly. NCBI's taxonomy places the organism in Eukaryota, Metazoa, Platyhelminthes, Trematoda, Strigeidida, Schistosomatidae.
AUGUAUUUUAGAGUGGGAAAUCGUAUAUUUGUAACUUUCUUUCUGAGACCGUGGAACAAGUUACUGGAGAUUAUCACCCAACCAGUGGUGUCAGGUAUAUAUCUUUAUCUCACGUCAAUAAGUUCCCCAAGAAUCUUGGAAUACGAACAAAAAUUGAAAGUAAAAGGAAAGGUAGUUAAAGUUGAAGUGGAGCUAUGGGAUGUCAGUGGGGACAAAAAAUUUGAAGCUUGUUGGCCAGCUAUUUUCAAAGGAUCUCAUGGAAUUGUGUUUGUGUAUAACCCCGAUAAUUCAAAUCACGAAAAAGAGUUGAAUGAAUGGCAAGUUUUCAAUUCAUUAUAA